CACUCUCAAAACCCUACUUAUUAUUCAUGUAGUGAAACAUACUCACACCUGGGUGAUAAAAAGCUGCAGCAGGAGAGAGUGCAACAUGUCUGACCCUUUGCUUCUGUCUUUCCAGAGAGUAAAACAACAUUUGUCACUGCCUCCUGGAACGCCUGAAACAUGGCACACAUCCAGAGGGUGCAGAAGAAGACCAGCACCGUGUCUCUGACCAUCUCCUCUUCCUCCUCUGCAUCCUCCUCUCGAGAGCUCUCCUCCUGCUCCUCCAGCUCCUCCUCCACGGUCCUCUCUCAGAGACACUCCAGCCUGGUGCAGCCGCUGUGUGUCAGCCCUCAGAGGACUCAGAGUCCCAUCUACAAUCAACAGUAUUCAGGGAAUGGAGUGGCCCCUACUUUUGUAAAGUGCCUCCACGAUGUGUCCACAGUGAACGGUCAGUUGGUGGUCCUGGAGUGCAGACUCAGGGGAACUCCCCCCCUGCAGGUCAUGUGGUACAGAGAGGACGAACAAAUACUGGACUCCGAUGAUUUUAGGAUACUACGCAAAAAGGCCAGCUCCGCUUCAGUGCCAGAGGAGCUGUGUACACUGGUGAUCACAGAGGCCUUUCCAGAAGACUCUGGCUUGUUUAAAUGUGUGGCCCUCAACUCCUUCGGCACGGUCUCCUGCUCAGCAAUCCUGGAAGUUUACAACGACCUGGAGGAGCAGCUGGAGAUUGAGGCCAUACGUCAGCAGGAAGCAGUUUCUCUCAGGGAGCAGAAGGAGGAGGUGUUCCAACCAGAGACUUCCUCCUUCAUAAAGAGCAGCGAGGACUUUCCCGUUGAGCUACCUGACUCAAUGACCCUCCCCCCUCCUGAGUGGCCUGACAGCCCUGUAGAAGAUCAAAUCCCUGUCGCAGAUUUUCCAGAGCCUCAGCCGGCCAGCCACUUUGGUCGCAGCAAGGAGGAGAGUGCCCUGUGCCCAGAGGACCAAAGGUCACCAGAGGUCACUAUCCGAGCGUGUACGCCCAGCCCUCCCCCUCCACCCUCACCACCACCACCAACCCAAGUCAAGGAGACGGCCCAAACACCCAAGCUGUUCACUCCAAGCAAGCUCAGUUUCACUUCUUCCCAGUCAGGAGGCAACAGCAUGAACCUGUCAGACCUGCCUUCCUUCACUCCCAGCACCUUCCCUCCCAGCGCCUUUAACUAUGAGCGACCGAGGCAUUUUAUUCAAUCGCAGCCGUCCUUCCAGGCACCAAGCUAUGAAAGCGUUGUGAGGGAGGCACAGGAGAACCAAAAUAAUUCCCAGCAGAACCUCGACACGGAGACACAGGGUCAAUCUAAGAUGCUGUCUACACAAAGACAGUCUUUUUCUCAAACUCAGUCAGUGUCCAAGUCCUUGUCCCAGACCCAUUCACAGUUUCAGUCACUAAGCCUCAGUCAGAACCAAACCAAGUCUGUCACCCAGACCCAGGCCCAGGCCAACGGCACAGUUAAGUCCUCUCCUUCCUCAUCCAGUCUCAGCUCCCCUAUUUCCACCCCGGCCUUUUCUGCUGCACCUCGUCUUUCCUCCGCUGCCCCCCUGCUCAGCCCCUCUGACACCGCCACCUCCUCCUCCCCUUUCCCAGCCUCCUCAUCUUCUCUCCCCCGCACCACCAUGCGUUCCACCAUUACCCUCACCCCUAGCAUCCCCAGUGCCACUGGCCUCGGCAGCGCCACCCUGCCAGCCAACCAGGACACCAUGUCAGCACCUGCUGCCUUCCUCUGCUCUGUGCUGCCCUCCCACUCCGCCUUUUCCCCCUUCUCCCCCUCCAAGCUAUCUCCAAACUCUAACCUUCCCCACCCGUCCCCCUCCUCCCCCGCCCGCUCCCCACUCUCCCCAUCCAGCCCUCUCCUCCCCAUGCGGGCUGCCUCCUCUCCGUGCUCCCUCCCUCAUCAGCCUCUCCCAGUGUCCCCUUCCCUCCCUCGCUCCGCUCUCUCUCCCUCCUCAUGUCUCCCACAGCCCAACACUCCUAACAGUCAGAACAGAGUACCGCCUGCUGUGGUCUCCCUGCCCGCCAGCUACAAGGGGACAUCGAGCACCCUUCCCAAGCCCAUCCUGAAAAAGUCUGUAGCUCCUCGGCCGUCUUCCUCUCGCUCCACAGAUGAAGACAUCCAGGGCUCCAAAGAUGCCCUCAUCCAGGAUCUGGAAAAGAAGCUGCGUUCAAAGGAGGCCAGGAGGAGAAACCAGAAACUGUCCUAUGAGGAGCGUAUGGCUCGUAGGCUGCUGGGUCCAGACAACGCCUCCUACAUGCUUGACCAAGACAGUCUUUCAGACUCACAACUCGACCAGCCAGAUUCACCUGAAGGAAGACACACAGGUGGACUAUGGGGGAGGCGCCACUCAGGGACAGAUGAGAGGGGAAAUGAGGGCUCAGCUAUCCAGGAGAAAUGUUACGCUCCUCGCUUCCUGCAGAUCCCUCCAGACCUCACUGUAGAGGAGGGACGCUUCUGUAGGAUUGACUUCAAGGUCGGAGGCCUCCCUACACCGGACGUCUGCUGGUACCUGGACGGUAAAGCCAUCCGUCCAGACGACUACCAUAAGAUGCUGGUGUGUGAAAAAGGGAUGCACUCAUUCAUUAUAGAGAUUGUCACAGUGCACCACGCCGGUGUGUACGAGUGUGUGGCCAGGAACCGAGCAGGGGAGAGCAGAUUUACCAUGAGGCUCGAUGUGUUAGCCCAGGAGGUUCUCCGCCCCCCCACCUUUGUCCAGAAGAUGUUGAACUCCAGAGCUCUUGAGGGCGACACUGUUAGGUUAGAGUGUAAAGUGGAUGCUUCCCCUCCUCCACAGCUCUUCUGGAAGAAAGAUAAAGACAUGCUGCGCAUUGACCCACACAGAAUGAGUCUGUAUCAGGACGGUUCAGGCCGGCAGUGCUUGUUGAUAGAGAGGUUGACGAAGUCUGAUGCUGGUUGGUAUACUCUCUCUGCUAUCAAUGAAGCUGGCAUGUCCACAUGCAACGCCAGGCUGGAUGUAGGCACUCGCACAGCUCCACCUAUGAAAACGGCGCCCCCUGGCUCGAAGACGCUCAAGCUGCUGUCCUCUCUGAGCCACGUGCCCGCUCUGACUGUGGAGAGCCCCGCCCAGCACACCGCCCCACUCUACGAGAGUGAAGAGCUGUAGACCCGCACUAAACCCAGUCACAUCCUCAGAUAACUGUCACACACCUCAGAACUGUUGGACCGGGCCGCAGCCCGUGUUCACUGACUUUAAAGGCAGAUAUAGUGCUAACCGGGCUUUGGUUCAGAAUACAAAUGAACAGCAUUGCAGCAGACGAGGACACAUUUCAGAAUCCACGUCAGGUUAAUUAAACAACCAACAUUCUGUUGUAUUAUUGUACAAGGCUGAUAAACUCUCCAGUUUUAUUUCAAAUUUUAUUUAAAGAUUAAGUUACAAUAAAUUACAAGUUACGUGUUUUAAACAACCACCGUAACCAUAAGGAGCACUUGGCAGCUACUUUGAGAGAGAGGUUUCCAUAUCAAGUGCCUUCGACGUUAAAAUAAUCCCGCCCCAUACUGUCCAUCUGCUGCCAUUUGUCACCACCGUGCCUGCUCUUUCUGUCUGUCUGUGGUUUAAGGCCGCAGAGCUGCUGUGAUACACACCUCUGCGUUAUCUUGAAACACAGUUUCCAGCUCUCUCCCAUGGUCUAGGUUAGAAAACAGGAAGCAAACUAAUUAUUAAAUAAUCAACUACAGUACCCACAAUCCAACGCUGCACUUUAAUCCUGACAUCUGUCUGCUUGUCACUCUGUGUGAUCAAGCACCUGCCUCUCCUUUCCCCCAGUGUGUAACUAAGUAAGGACGCGUUUGUGUUUGAGCCUCCAGACUUCUGUAAAGCUCCAUUAACUGGAAUAGAAAAUCUGGUUUUAAGUCCCCCCCUCCCCCCAGCUCAGAUGUCACAGUUGGUAACUGCUCUGAUUCUCUGCUGUGGUAUAAAGUCAGCCUAAUGUGUUUUUAAAGUUGGUAUCUAAUAUACAUUGUCUGUGAAUGAAGUUAUUUAUUUGAAGUUAUUAGUUCUGAGUGUUGGGACUGAAGUUGCCCAUCUCCUGGCCUGCAAAAGGCUGCAACCAGAGGUGUAUAAUAUCAGCGAGUUGGAUGAAGAGCAACAGGCUGCCAUUCUGAUACCCUGCUCUCAAAAAGAGCACUCUCUUUAUACUUUACCCAGGAGAAAAAAAAAACAUUGUCCUUUCUUUCAUUUUGAACAUUCAGUUGAAAAAAUGUAUCAGUGUGUCAGCCUUUGCCCAGAUUUGCCACACUCUCUAUUUCUGACCAGAGCCAUGCAUAAAAAGAUCUGCCACAAAGAGGCUCGAUUUGCCUUCUUACCUUGGAACUGCUUGUAGUUACUGCCAGCCAGGAACACAUUUUACUGGUAUGUUUUGGCUGGAUCUGCAUGCAAACUGAAAAUCCGGUAUUUAACCCUGUGCAGCCGCAGCCCAGUCUUUUAAGAUGCCCAUCCAAAUCUGAGUUUUAGGUCACAAGAUGAGCGUUGAGAUGCAUGUUCUGGUUCAGAUGCAGUGUAGCUGGGCUGCAUUUAAACAUGAACUAAUGGUUCUAGAUGUAGUAUUUCUCCAGUUUGUCAUGUUUGGAUCACACAGGGUUAAACACUGGAUUUGUUUAAAGCACUACAAUUGUUUUGGUAAGUUUGGUCCUUUCUUUUGAGAUUUGAAACUGCAGGUAGUAGUGUGUUUUCUCAAGUACUGUUUGUUGUGUAAGAUGUUCUACAUAUCACCGGAUGAAUGACGAAUAAAGUUUAUGUGACCUUG
Micropterus dolomieu (smallmouth bass) is the source of this 4771-nucleotide messenger RNA. It is a transcript of the gene myot, whose product is annotated as myotilin. The record is from RefSeq and is a predicted model, not a curated record. Gene Ontology annotation, molecular function: cell-cell adhesion mediator activity. Gene Ontology annotation, biological process: axon guidance; dendrite self-avoidance; homophilic cell-cell adhesion. Gene Ontology annotation, cellular component: plasma membrane; axon. The coding region runs from base 160 to 3132 and encodes 990 amino acids. The transcript has 17 exons. NCBI's taxonomy places the organism in Eukaryota, Metazoa, Chordata, Actinopteri, Centrarchiformes, Centrarchidae.